CAGGUGCCGAAUGUUGCCGACGAUACGCUUUCCCCAAGAUAUGUCAUUUCUACACAUAACUUGUGACGAUGGAAAUGCUAGCCCGCAUUGAAGGCGCUCUCUUGGGCCUGUACGUGGGCGAUGCUGUCGCCAUGCCUGUGCAUUGGAUGUACAACCUACAGCAGCUCGAGGCCGACUACGGUCAGAUCACCGGAUACACCAAACCCAAGGAUACGUUCAUGGGAAGCAUCAUGAACUUGUCCAGCACAGGCGGCGGGGGUCGCGGCAGUGACAAGGGCGACGUCGUGGGGUCGGUGAUCUUGCACGGCAAAAAGCAGUUUUGGGUUCGUGGCGGCAACUUCCAUUACCAUUUGGGGCUUCAAGCUGGUGGGUAAUGCGCACUUUCGCAAGUAUUUCAGCGUCAAGUAUAGGGGAAAACACGCUGGAGGCGCAAUUGGCGAGGCUGCUCGUGCGCACGCUGUCGACACCUUCGUCCGCGGCAACGACGCCCCCGGCCGCAGCGUUCCAGGCAGCGUACAUCGAGUUCAUGACCACACCUGGGAGCCACAAUGACACGUAUGCGUCCACGUGUCACCGCAUGUUCUUUGCGAAUUGGGCGGCGGGGAUGCCUCCAAACGACUGCCCCGACAACGACGGCCACAACGUCGACGCCAUCGACCUGCUCACGCUGACUAUUCCCGUGAUUUUGAAGCACGCGUCAUCCCCUGCCGACGAGCGCAACCGCCACGUCCGCGAGAUUAUCGCCGCGACCCGCCAUGCGCCCACGAUGACCAAGUACGCGGAAACGUACGCGGACAUCCUGGUCGCGGUGCUGCACGGCCAGGACCUCCGCACCACCAUCUCGAAACAUGGCGGCAGUGACGUGGCGUCGUCGCUGCGCCGGAAAGAUCCGAUGGUGGCGUGUUACAUGGAGUCGUCGUUCCCGGCACUCCUCCAUUUCGCCUACAAGUAUGCCGACAGCCCCGAGGCCGCUGUCUUGGCCAACGCCAACGCCGGCGGCGAAAACGUCGCGAGGGGGGCAGCCCUGGGGGCGUUGAUUGGAGCCGCACAUGGGAAGAUGGGGUUCCCAUCAUGGGCCAAGGAUGAAUUGUACGCCAAAACCGCCAUCAACUCCGAAAUCGACCACUUCCUGAGCUCGUUGAAUACGUGUAGUUAGUUCAGCGCACCACUAACUGUUCUCGUACGGAGUACGUAUACGUAUAGUAUGAAACAACACGUUGAUUUGUCUCUA
Aphanomyces astaci is the source of this 1231-nucleotide messenger RNA. RefSeq lists its product as hypothetical. The coding region runs from base 374 to 1156 and encodes 260 amino acids. Lineage: Eukaryota; Oomycota; Saprolegniomycetes; Saprolegniales; Verrucalvaceae. The transcript has 2 exons. The record is from RefSeq and is a predicted model, not a curated record.